AUGGCCUCCGUUCAGUUCCCCGCUCGGCAGUGCUUGACAUGUGCUUCAAAGGGAGCAAUAUGUGAUGGAGGAUUCCCUAUUUGCUCUUCAUGCCUCUCGUUAAAAGAGACUUGUAAGAAGCCAGAAAUUGAAAUCGAGGUGCCAUGGCAGAAAUCUCCUACCUCUCAAUCUUGCGAGGUCCCGUCUCAUGAUCCCAACCAUAAUGACGCAGUUUUCACGGAAGAUUUCAUCAAAGAACAACAUGGAGAGUUUAUACGUGGCAUUACGCAAGUUUAUGAAACUCUUCGUUAUAUGGAAUAUAUUGAAGAAUCUGAAAUCAGGCGGCCUCCUCAUCAAAACCUUCCCAAGGAGGAGUUCGUCACGAUUGAAUUAGAGCCUGAAGUUAUUGCUCUUCUCCGACAUCUUCCGUUUCUCGAAAUUGAUGAUGAGAUAUCAUAUGGCACCCUUCCUUACAACUAUUUAAAUAAUGUUUCCGAAGCACGCGAAGUCCUCUGGAAAGGUGAAUACGAUCUUGCACCAUGGGCUGUCCGCCUUGGUUCCUACAAAGUCACCCCGAGUAUAUUUGGACGAACCAUAAUUUACGAUAUUCGCACAAAACACAUUAUCCAGUGGCCUAAUAAUUCACCAGGCUAUACAAACACUUAUCUAGACUUGUCAUCUGUUCCUGCAAAAGUUAUGCUAGAUCAAUGGAUAGAAUACCUCCGAGAUCUAAAAGAAAUGCCAUGGUCCAAUGGAAGAUCCCGUCACGUGGAAUCGGAGCCCCCAGCACCUCCAUCUGGUUAUGACGAUUAUAUUGCCAAUGGGUAUAAUAUUUUGGAUCCAACACCCGACGCAGAUCAAUACUUGCUCGAUGGUUAUAACAAGAGAGCUGCACAGAAAAAAUUAUUCGUUGAACAUGGUUGGCCAGAUGAUUUUAGGUUCGAAGAGUUCAGAAUUGCAAAACAGAAGUUCCACAAGGAAGAUAGGAAGCUUAGGAUGGUGGCCCAAAAGCUCAUGCACACUGGCCCGUACGAUGGAAAAGCGGAAGAGAUGGCAGAAGCAAAGGCAGAACACUCAAAGUUCUUGGAAGAAUCUGCUGGAUUGAGAGCAACUAUUAAAGUUAGUCGGUAG
Messenger RNA from Botrytis cinerea B05.10, 1110 nucleotides. RefSeq lists its product as hypothetical. Lineage: Eukaryota; Fungi; Ascomycota; Leotiomycetes; Helotiales; Sclerotiniaceae. Gene Ontology annotation, biological process: regulation of DNA-templated transcription. The record is from RefSeq and is a predicted model, not a curated record. Gene Ontology annotation, molecular function: DNA-binding transcription factor activity, RNA polymerase II-specific; zinc ion binding. The transcript has 2 exons. Bases 1 to 1110 code for a protein of 369 amino acids.